This is a messenger RNA of Colletotrichum orchidophilum, 738 nucleotides long. Its product is annotated as MFS transporter, SP family, general alpha glucoside:H+ symporter. NCBI's taxonomy places the organism in Eukaryota, Fungi, Ascomycota, Sordariomycetes, Glomerellales, Glomerellaceae. Gene Ontology annotation, molecular function: carbohydrate:proton symporter activity. Gene Ontology annotation, cellular component: membrane. Gene Ontology annotation, biological process: carbohydrate transport; transmembrane transport. The transcript has 3 exons. The record is from RefSeq and is a predicted model, not a curated record. The coding region runs from base 1 to 738 and encodes 245 amino acids.
AUGCAUCGAUUCGUUGUCGUCGAUGACGGACCAGCCGGUCUCAGACAGCAGUCCAUGACCCAGAUCCCAUCGACCGUCAACACCAUACAACGGCCGGGCGAUCCCGGCGUUAUUGGCGUUUUCCAAGCUCUGACGACGACCUGCGCCGCCGACGUUACGCCCAUGGCCCUUCGACCGAUCGUGACGACUUACACUAACAUUUGUUUGAUCAUUGGACAAUUAAUCGGGACCGGUGUCCUAUGGGGACUCUUCUCUCGCCCGGACGACUGGGCUUGGCGCACCCCCUAUGCCAUUCAAUGGGUCUUUUCUUUGCCCAUCGUGAUUGGCGAGAUUCUCGCCCCAGAGGGCCCAUCAGUGAAAGGCCGUUUGACUGAUUCUUCAGAUGCUCAGCGGCGUCUGGCGAGUUCCUCGACAACUGAUUCCGAGCUCGACGCCAGCAUCGCCAUGAUUACCCACCCGUACGGAAUGGAGAGAGGUGGAUUCGACUCGGACAACUCCUUCAGCUUUGGUCUGGGUACUAGCCCCAUCACAGUUGUUGGCAUUUUUCUCUCCUGGUUUCUCAUUAUCCACAUCGGACGCCGCAAGCUAUAUGUCAUUGAUCUUUGCAUCAUGUUCAUCGUUCUGGUGACUGUUGGCGGCAUGGGCAUUCCGGAUUCUCGUCCGAAUCUAGGCUGGACAUCAGGUGCCUUUUGGAUAGUUCUUGUCAUCACAUACGACAUGACUACCGGGCCGACUUGA